Messenger RNA from Lucilia sericata (common green bottle fly), 1725 nucleotides. Its product is annotated as post-GPI attachment to proteins factor 2-like. Gene Ontology annotation, biological process: GPI anchor biosynthetic process. The transcript is spliced from 5 exons. NCBI's taxonomy places the organism in Eukaryota, Metazoa, Arthropoda, Insecta, Diptera, Calliphoridae. Gene Ontology annotation, cellular component: endoplasmic reticulum membrane; Golgi membrane. The record is from RefSeq and is a predicted model, not a curated record. The coding region runs from base 599 to 1639 and encodes 346 amino acids.
UUUUUAGUAUUACCGUUAUUCCUUGUGGCAAAAUACAGCAAAAACAAGAGAAAAACAGCAAAAGAGGAAAGGAAAAACAUCAUACGUUAGAAAACGUCACUUUUUUUCGUCCUGUUUCAUUACUUUUUUGCUGAAUUUUUUUAGUGUGUAAAACAGCACACAGUGGUGAACCUUUUUGUUGUGUAUAAUAAAUCGGGGAAAAUUUUCUCAAGAAAAAAAAAAAUAUACAUAAAAUUUUAAAUCAAUGAAAUAACUAAAAAUAAAACAAAUAUUUUGCAAUAAAUAAACAAAAAAAUUAAAAUAAACAAAAUUUAAAGUUUAGAAAAGAUAUGUUUUCCAUUUAAAAACAAAAAGAAAUUUAAAAUUUUACAUAAUCUAUAAGCUAAAGCAGAAAACCAAAAAAAAAAAAAAAAAAAAAAAAAAUUAGAAAAAAUAUAGAAAAUAAUGUCCUAAACGUGGGUGUGUUUAUAAAAUCUAAAAAUAAUAUAAAUAAAAAGCAAAAAUUAGCUAAAAACUAAAUUCUCUAAAUACCUAUAAAAUAAACACAAAUAAUUUAUUAAAUAUUUUACGAAAAUCAAAGUAAUACCCAAGUACAAGUAUGAGUGAUUCUACUACUAGGGUUAGUGGUAAACGUGCCUCCUCAGCCAGCAGUAAAAGUGACGCUAAAUCAUCAUCAUCAUCAUCCACAGGAUGUAGUAGUAAUACAACAGUAGGGACAACGAAGGACUUGAAUCUAUUGGAUUUACCACCAGAAACAAAAAAUCUACAAACUCUAGAUACCACUAAAACAGUCAAUCAGCAACACACUCCUCAGACGUAUACGGAAACUUCAAAUGAUUUUCCAUUUGCUCUACAUUUUUUAGCCAAUUUCCAUCAUAUUUGUGUAUUUACCGCACUAUUGCCGCUGGUAACAUUAUUUACAUGUUUUGUAACCGCUUAUGUCUUCCAAUAUGAUGAAGUACAUGAAACACAUUGUAGGGUUUAUAACAUUGUACCCUCAAUAAGUGCAAUUACCGGCGUUAGUCCACAACGUUAUUUUUGGCGUUUUAGUAUUGCCUUACAUUUGGGUCCACGUUUACCCAUAGCAUUCAUAUAUAAAAACUACUAUCGCAUUAUGUUGGCCAAAUUGCAAAAGGAACGUCCGGAAAAAGUUGGCAAUACAAUGUAUGUGGUGUAUUUGAUAUUGGUCUUAAAUUGUAUAGAAAUUGCUUCGUUGGGUGGUGUUACCUAUAUUUCAAAUCGAGAAAAUUAUCCCAUACAUGAAAAGAUUUUUAUUACUUUUAUGAUCUGCUCAUUGUGUCAUAUGUUGGCUACGAUCAAAUUGAAUGAUAUCAUACAUGAGGAUCAUACUGAACUAACACAAUUGCAAAGAGAUUCAAUUAAAUGGAAGAAAAUCUUAUUUGCCAUGUCAAUUCUGAGCACAAUUGGUCUGUUGAUUUUCUUUGCCAAACAUCGUUUCUAUUGUCAUGAUUUAGCCUUCAGUUGGUUUGCAUUCUUUGAGUAUUUAAUUGCUAUUGCCAACAUGUUGUUCCAUUUCACUAUAAUUUGGGAUUUUCCCUUUCAAUAUAUGCUGGUCGUGCAAGGACCACGUGCAAAACUAGAAGAAAUUUUCCGCAAAUCGUUAGCGAAAUUGGACUAAACUCUGUUAAAUAAAAUGCUGACAUCAAAAUAAGGGCUUUAGCAACAAUUUUAACAAUUUAAUUUAACAAACAAAAGAAAAGUCUU